Theileria annulata is the source of this 1668-nucleotide messenger RNA. RefSeq lists its product as uncharacterized. The transcript is spliced from 3 exons. The coding region runs from base 1 to 1668 and encodes 555 amino acids. Lineage: Eukaryota; Apicomplexa; Aconoidasida; Piroplasmida; Theileriidae. The record is from RefSeq and is a predicted model, not a curated record.
AUGGAUUUAAUAAAUAAUGAAGUAAAGUCAGAAGAUAGUAUCCUUAGAGGAGAAGUUGAAAUCGAUUCCGUGAAUGACGAUCUGAACAAGCUGGGCCAUUCAGAUUCCUACUCCUCAGAUACAUCCUCCUCUGUCUUUCAUAAAAAUAAAGCAACAAGCUAUGAUUUUGCCGAAUGUUGGGAUAACAAACCCAUCAGUCAACAAGUAAUGGAUAAUUCAAUUUAUAAUAAGGAUUUAAGAGAAUGUUUUGAAAAUAAUGUAGAACAAAAUUUAGAAAACGAAGUAAAUGAUAAUUUAGAAGUUGGUAAAGGAGAAGUUAAAGACAAUGCACCAAUUUAUGAUUUAAAUUUUGAAUUGAAAAAUGACUUGAAUAGCAUGGAGAAUGAAAUAAUUGAAGAAUUGAAUAAUAAUGUGGAAAUGAUGGGACUAAUGGAAAAUAUGGUGAAUAACUCCAAAUUCACAGCCAGAACACGAUUUAAUUACGAUUUAGAUGAUAAGUUUACUCUAGAUCCGCUUUUACAAAAAGAAACUUUCGCUAGUGAUGACAACGAAGAUUACAUUCCAGACUUGGAACACUCCAUAGAUGACUACUUGUUAAAAACUAAAAGAGAUGACUUUGACUCUAAAACAGAUUUUGAGCGUGAAGUAAAUCCCGAAAUACAAAGGGAGAGGUCAUUGAGUAAUUUCUCAAAUUGUGAUAACGUAACCGAAGAAUUUUAUAAAUUUGAACUUGAGAAGAUGAGCAGAAUCAUAAAAGUGUUGAAGGAGCAGCUAAACUUGAAGGACAAGGAGAUUUCAAAAUUGGAGGAGAAGGUCCAGGAGUACAACGAGUGGAAAUCGGAGCUUGAGCCGAGUAAGCAGGCCUCAGUGAUCCAAUGUAAAGCAGAAAACGAUUCAGUUGUGGCCUUAAACUUCGCCAAACUACAGUUACAAAAAAAGGAAAACGAGACCCUGACACAACGUUUGAAGAAGAUGGAAGAAGAACAUAGGAUGAAAGAUGAUGAGCUGAAAUCAUUGCGUGAGCGCAUAAUGGAGAAUGAAUUUAUCUCGAACAAGUUCGACCGAGACUUGAAAUCGCUUGAGAUUGACAAGCAAAUGCUCAAGAGUUCAAUUGAGGGGAUGGAGAAGACGUUUAGACAGAGAGAAAUCCAACUUAAACUGAACCUUGACAUGGAGUAUCAGAGUCAGCUGUCGAAUGUUCUCAAAGAGAAGGAAGAACUCAUAUCAUUGGUUACGGAAAAGGAGAAUGAAAUUGAAAAUUGUAAACAGCUUCUUAAAACUGCACAAGUUGAGUUCACACAAUUGCUUAACUCUAUAGCAAAGUUGAAGGAAAUGUUGAUGAAGAAAAACCAAGAAAUAGAAAUGUAUAAGAAGAAUGUAUUAAAGUUAGAAACGAAGUUAAUAACUAAUGACAAGAGCUCAGAACUCAGAGUAUCUCUAGAGAACCAAUCAAAGAUGAGGGAACGCAUUCGUCAGCUUGAGCGCAAGAUCGAGAUGAUAAAUGAGUCAUUUAACGUACAAUCCAGGCUCAAGGAGGAAAAUUUGUACCUCAGAGCCAAGGUGGACCAUUUGGAAAAGGGCCCUACCUCGGAAAUAAUAUCACAAAGUGUUCUACAAUUGGGAAAUCAAAUACUUCCCCUAUCACUAACUUCAUUUAAGCAUAAUUAA